Molecule: messenger RNA, 2175 nt
Organism: Neurospora hispaniola
Lineage: Eukaryota; Fungi; Ascomycota; Sordariomycetes; Sordariales; Sordariaceae
Exons: 2
Coding region: 1-2175 (724 amino acids)
Source: RefSeq, a predicted model, not a curated record
AUGCCACGCGACUUUCGCUAUGCCGUCGCGCUCGAACUUCCCGACGCCAGCGAAGGACCAAGGACGCCUAUAAACCUAAUUCCAGAACAUGACGGCUUUCCCCAAAUUCCUUCGCCUCCCAGACCCCGUCUCAAAGUCAAGAGACGCACCACUUCGAACCAGCUCGCUGCGUCACAGCAAUUCCUGGCUUCCGUAGCAGCAGCAGACCUCGCCAUCCCCAGUAUCGAAGAGCCAGAGUCAGACCCAGAGGACUUUACCAUGCGUCCCUUCUCUCCAGAACCCCAUCAAGACUCCCUGUCUUUGCAAAUCCCCCGGGCCAGGGCGUAUUCAGACGCAGGACCAAAGACACCAGUACCAACCACCAUGGCGCUACCAGCAUUAACACCCCGUCGAUACCCGGAUUGGACCCUUGGUUCAACCAGUAGCUUCGAGUCAACACCUGAAGAGGAUGACGACGACAUAAGCAGGCCAUCAACGUCCCAGUCCACCCAGACCAGCGACUCCUUUCCGAGCCAAUGGUCUCAACUCUCCGGAGACGACGAAACCGACGAAUGCGACCUUGAAAUCGCCUCCCUCGACGGGAAGGAGGACACUCUACAUGAUUUCGGCACGGCAGGUCUUCUUGACCUUGACGAACCAACCGAGACCCUGCAACCAUUAUCCACCACCACCCCCACCACCCCCAAGGAAGCCAACCUCCAAUCGAAAUUACCGAGAAAGAAAGUCCCCUGGACCAAGCCGAUGAACGACCACCUCUGGUCUUACUACUCCCUCUACCUGCAAGACCCCAAAGUCACGCCGUUUCGCAUGGGCAAGAACUGCAUUCCACCGGAAGGAGUGUGCGCACGAGUUGCCCGCGAAGCCGUUCGCACCUGGCGGGGGUCGAAAGCGCAAAGGAGCACUGCCGGUGGGAGCGCCGAGGGGGCCGGGACGUUCAUGUGCUGGCCGCAUACGCAAGCAGCCACGAGGGCACAGCUAAGGGAGUUAUGCCGUCAAAAGGCGGCAGCGGCAGCUAAGAACCACCGCUUCCUCUCUCGAAGCGUAACUCCGAUGCAAUCUGUCCAGACGCCCAGGGCGGAGCGGCCGUUUGCGACAGGGGACAUGUCCAUGUCUCUUACGUUGUCCACAUCUGAGCACAUGCAGCCACAAGGGCCAUUGGCACAGUUGACGAGAUCAAGUCUAAGCAUCUUUGAAGCUCUACAACCCAUUCCCAUCCCACAACGGCAGCCACAUGACGCAGAUCAGGAACCUUUACGGGGCCGUCUUGGCUCUCCAUUAUUCGGCCCCUUCCCCAGAUCCGCUGGACAAGCAGACCUUGACGACCCUGAACCAGCCCAACCGCGAAGCUAUGGUCCUUCCUCGUCAGCCUCCCUUGCCGCCGCAAUCGGCGCAAUCACCACUCGCAAAAGGGGCCAGACGAUUUCCCAUUCCCUCCCGGGUCAACAUAGCCGGCCGACAACAGGCAGACUCCAAAGCCCCGUAAGACUCAGCCGAUCCAGUGCGCCUGCAGCAGCAGCAGCAGUAGACUCCAGGCCAAAGGUAGAAGAGGGCACCACCACCUCCAGCACUACCAGAGGCCGAAGUUCAACCGAAUUCAGUUCAACAUUAGGCCACCGAUUUGACGACUUGUUUAUCCCAAGGUCUACUUCCACCGGUGCCGAUCUCGCUGCUGCUCCAACCCCAUCUGAGCCACAGGCACAGGGCCUCCCCAGCUCCAUCAGCAUGCCAGCAAUCCUCGGCUUUACUCCCUUCCAUGUCGCCCCACCUCCACAGGAAGAAUCCAAUGCCCAACCACCUGCCAGGCUGGGAUCGCCGUUGAGCUUUACCUCUACCUUCUCUGCUACUCGCCACAGCCACAUCCGAAGACCGGGACACGGACAGAGUGUAGAUCUGGGGAUGCUUGGUCGUGGACCAGCUGCGAUGAUGCAGCAGGCUAUGAAUCAAGGGCAGAUGCGUGGCGGGAGGCGGAGCCAGGAGUCGAUCAGUGAGCUCCAGAGACCCCGACCAGAGGCUAGCAGGACCAACAGUACUGGAAGUGGAAGUGCAAGUGGAAGUGGCAGCGGAAGCGAGACAACAAGAGGUGGGAGGAUGGCGGAUUUGAGGCAGCGGUUAAGGGAGUUUAGCAGACGGAGGGGUGGGGAGGGCGGGAGGAGGAGGUCUGGGAGUCCGUUUUAA